AAAUUGAGAUUUGUGUAGCCUAUAUUUAGAAGAACUUGUCAUUUGUAAGAUCACUGUCUAAAUAUAGAUUAUCAAGCUGCUUAUGUAGACAGCAUUUUGUGGCUUUGUAGUAACGUUUGGAAUAUUCAAGCAUUCUUUGCACCCUUAGCGUCAGCAAAAUAUUAGCAAUUCAUAUUCGCAUUUAAAAAGGAUGGCGUUUCGAACGCACUUAAUGUUGCCUUGCAGCUUGCAACGCGUACUAGCUAGGCAGUUCUCUGGGUUUUGAGACGCUGCUUCUGAACAGGCGCUUCAGUAGCAGGAAGUACCGGAACAAACACGGGUAAAACGUUUCAAUUAAUGCAUACGUAUAUGAAGUAUUAUUUUUGUUUUAAUUUAACUGUUCGAAGACGGCCCUUUUAAUCCAGUAAUACGGAAUAUAUAAAGGGAUGUUGUCCAUAACCUGACCUCAGGCUUCCUAGAAAGAAGAGUGGAUUUGGGUUGCUCAGUGUUUAAUUCAGGCCCAGAUAGUUUGCUGAAGUGAGAUCGCAGCCCAUCUCCUCAGCAUGGAGAUAGCUGUGGCUAAAAUCCUCUGCCUGCUGGGGGUGUUUGUCCUCAUGUUGGGGGGCAUCCUUAUUCCUGUGAGGGUGAUGCAGAUGGACUAUGAUAAAGUCACAAGGUACAGAAGAGUAGUUGCUUUAAGCAACUCUUUUGGAGGAGGUGUAUUUCUGGCCACCUGCUUCAAUGCCCUUCUACCAGCAAUUAGAGAAAAGGUUGAGGACAUUUUGAAAGAGGUAAAGAUCACCAGUCAGUACCCACUGGCAGAGACCAUGAUGAUGCUUGGAUUUCUCCUCACCGUAUUUGUGGAACAGGCUGUGCUUACUUUUCGCAAGGAGAAGCCCUCGUUUAUCGACCUAGAGACAUUUAAUGCUGGUGGCUCGGAAGUGGGGAGCGACUCAGAGUAUGAUGCUCCAUUCAUUGCUCCCGCUCGGGGUGCAGCCAGAGCCCAGCAGCACCAUUCUUAUCACCACGGACACUUCAACCCUUCUGAGCUGAAGCGUGCUGGGCUAUUGAGAUUAGCUAGCCUAGUGCUAGCACUGUCUGCUCACUCUAUCUUUGAGGGUCUUGCUUUGGGUCUUCAGGACGAUGGGGCUAAACUUGGAAGUCUCUUCAUUGGAGUGGCCAUCCACGAGACACUAGCAUCUGUGGCGUUGGGGGUUAAUGUAGCCAAGGCAGGAGUCCCCUUACGAGAUGCCAGUAAACUGGGCUUAACAGUAAGCCUAAUGAUUCCUCUGGGCAUUGGGAUUGGCAUGGGUAUUGAAACGGUCCAACACUGGACAGAAAGUAUUAUAUCUGUAGUGCUCCAGGGCCUGGCAGCUGGCACAUUCCUCUUCAUUACGUUCUUUGAGAUCCUCUCACAAGAGCUGGCGGAUAAACACGACAGACUACUGAAAGUGCUGUUUCUUGCACUAGGCUAUGGUGUACUAGCAGGGCUUGUCUUUAUCAAAUGGUAAAGGAGUUCAAAAGUGAACAAAUUCCAUAAUCUAUUGCCACUCCUAUUCUUUUUCUUUUUUUUUUUUCCCAUUCUUUAGGUAAAUAUCACACUGUAUUGUUUUGUUCAUUUAACAGUCAAUAUUUACCAAUAUUAUGAUGACUCAAUGAAUAUUACUGUUUUGUUUUGUUGAAGAAUUUGCUUUCAGAUACAAUUAGUUGAAUGCAAAUGUAAUGGAAUGUUAACAAGAGACUGGAAGCAAGUUCUGUCAGGACCAUUUUCGUUAAAGUUGGUUCUGUUCUCGGCAAGAACUCCCUGCGCAGCCAUGCAGCCUGCCAUGAAUAAGAGCAGGGAGAACAGCGAUAACCCCCCUAGUGUAAACAGAACAGAAACAACAUAAAUGUAUUGCAGAUAUCAUUAAUGUUCAAUAAUUUAAUGUACUUCAUAAUUCAAGAAAUUCAAAGGGGAAUCAGAAGGCCAAAUCCUGACUGGACAAGAGGAGGUGCUAGGGAUGGAGGAGGGUAAUUAGCUCCUGAGCAAUGUGAUAGAUGCUGAUAUUACUGAUGGACCUUAUAUAUGAAUGCUGUGAUAGGCGUCAUAUUCCCAUAGGUAGAUGUGGAUCAGAUGAGAGUCAGCUAAUGCGAGCUUGACUGACGUGACCUGCCAGAACUAACACUACACUUGAUUUAUUUUUAACUUAAAGUUGAAUGUUUUUAGUAAGAACUUUGUGUUGAAUUUGAUCAGAUUUAUUUACAAUAAAUUCAGUGUAGUUGAGUGCACAUAAUAGUCAAACUGCCAAAAGUUACUUGACUGAGCAGCUUUACUGGGGGAAAACACAUGAUCAAGGCAGAGAAUAAAGGUUUGGUUGUGAGCUGACUGCUGGGGCUGUAGACAGAUAAAUGGUGUUUUGAAUUAGAUUAUUUGAUUAUUGGGGAGCUUUUUAGCUGAAUGAAUUUAAGUGGCCUGUGAUUGGUGGUUCACCAUUUGAUGUAAUGUACUCAAUGUAAUGUUCUAGAUUUGAACUAUCUAUUGAACUAGGGUUUUUUUUUUAAAUGCAGAGAAUUGUUGAAUUUAUGAUUUCUGUUUAUAAGCUUAUGUGGUGCAUUAUUAAAAUGGAAAUUGGGCAUGAAUAUUGCCCAUAGUGAACCUAAGGAAAUUUAAAAUUCACAACAUUUUUUGUGUGUUUGAACAAUCUUUUGUAUAUCUUUAUUUUACUUUCACAUUUUUAUGUACUUUUACAGCCAUAUGAAUCUUUAUGGAUAUAUUGUUUUAAGUCAUAUGAGAGGAGUUCUCAAUACCCUUUUCAAUGUUCAAGUAUUUCUGGGCAGUUUUCACAAGUUGUAUAUCAGAUCUGUUGCUUGACAAGAAAAAGUUAAUCUGUAGCCUUUUCCUGUCUGUGUUAUUUUACAAGGAUCAAUGAUAUUUAGUAUUUAAGUGAUGCAAACUCUCCUUUUUAAAAAAGCAUACAGAAUUGUAUCUAUAAUUUUUAAUUUAAUAAAGUAAUUCUCUUAGUUGUGUAAUUAUAUUUUAAUCAGAA
This is a messenger RNA of Megalobrama amblycephala (Wuchang bream), 3005 nucleotides long. Its product is annotated as zinc transporter ZIP3-like. Lineage: Eukaryota; Metazoa; Chordata; Actinopteri; Cypriniformes; Xenocyprididae. Bases 543 to 1490 code for a protein of 315 amino acids. The transcript is spliced from 3 exons. The record is from RefSeq and is a predicted model, not a curated record. Gene Ontology annotation, molecular function: zinc ion transmembrane transporter activity. Gene Ontology annotation, biological process: zinc ion transmembrane transport. Gene Ontology annotation, cellular component: plasma membrane.